Arabidopsis thaliana (thale cress) is the source of this 1098-nucleotide messenger RNA. Its product is annotated as Maf-like protein. Gene Ontology annotation, molecular function: nucleoside triphosphate diphosphatase activity. Bases 214 to 930 code for a protein of 238 amino acids. NCBI's taxonomy places the organism in Eukaryota, Viridiplantae, Streptophyta, Magnoliopsida, Brassicales, Brassicaceae. The transcript has 9 exons. The record is from RefSeq and is marked reviewed.
AUUGUUAAAAAUAGUAAAAAACUGUACAUGGAAAAGAUGGAUUUUAUUUAAAAUUUUCAUAAUAAAGCUAUAGUUAAAACUUAUGAUAAAUGAAAAUGGAGUAUUACAAUAAUAUUCUUCAUAGAUUGAAAAAAUAUAAAAAAAGAUAAAGAUAAAGUUGAAGGGAAUUGUUAAGAGUUAUUCUUGAAAGUAGAAGAAGCGUGUGGAUUGGACAUGGGCUUAAAGACACACAAAUUCUUUCUACGAAUUUUGUUAAUUUUUGUUAUAUUUCCUUCUUCACUAUUCCGCUUAGAGCACAACACCACGAUGACGACCAAGGCCAUGGAGAGAGGAUUUAAGCUGAUUCUGGGUUCUCAAUCCAUGGCGAGAAAGAGGAUUUUGGCUGAAAUGGGAUAUGAUUACACUAUCGUGACUGCAGACAUUGAUGAGAAAGCUAUUAGGACAGAGAAGCCUGAAGAUUUGGUUGUGGCUCUUGCUGAAGCCAAGGCAAAUGAGAUUAUAUCGAAAUUGGGAGGUGAGAGCCAGUUUGCAAAAGAUCCUCAACCAACUCUUUUGAUUACUGCAGACACUGUUGUUGUGUACAAAGGUGUUAUUAGAGAAAAACCAACCACUAAAGAAGAAGCUCGUGAAUUUAUCAAAGGCUAUUCCGGUUCACACGGAGGAGUUGUGGGAUCUGUUCUUGUUAGAAACUUGAAAACUGGAGUUAAAAAAGGAGGAUGGGACAAAGCUGAGGUUUAUUUCCAUGAGAUACCAGAACAAGUCAUUGACGGUCUUAUUGAUGAUGCAAUAACUUAUAAGGUUGCUGGAGGUUUAACACUGGAGCAUCCCCUCAUUUCACCCUUUAUCGAUUCUGUGGUGGGAGGGGUUGAUACAGUCAUGGGACUUCCUAAAGAACUCACAGAAAAAUUCAUAAACGAUGUGUUGUUGUAGCUCAAGUCCCUUUUUGAUUAUGUAGGAAUACUUUUGAAUCUCUCUAAUCAAUCAUUUAUUUUGUAAUUUGGUAAAACACAGAUUUAUCGUAUCAUGUUUUUAAGUAGUGAUGAUGUUUUCAGAUUUCAAACUCUCAUAAAGCAAUUGAAAUGUGUCAAAGUUUUUGCA